AUGUCAAAAACCCUGGAGCUGCCCUUCCGCCCGGACGCCCAGCUGACCGAGGUGAUGCGUCUACGCGUCCAGUCCUUGCAGCAGCGUGGCCAGAAACGUCAGGAGGGCGAACGUCUUCUGCAGCCCAACGAGGCCGUGUACCGCCUGGAUUUUUCCAAGCAGUCGCUGCGCUUCUCUCAUUGGACGGUGCGUCUGGCCCAGUCAGGCAGCCUCACCAUCACGGCCACGUCCCAGCUGUGGACGCCCGACCUUACCCACUUGAUGACCCGCCAGCUUCUGGAACCCCCAGGGGUCUUUUGGAGGGGGUCGGGUGACGCCUACGAGCGGGGUACCAAGUGCUACGAGGCUGACGCGCACGAGUUCGGUGAGCGCAUCGCCGAGCUGGCUAAGGUGAGGAAGGUCAUGUACUUCCUGUUUGCUUUCGGGGAGGGUUGCAGCCCAGAGACGGUGGACUGCUCCAUCACCUUUACAGGGGACGGCUGA
This is a messenger RNA of Nerophis lumbriciformis (worm pipefish), 483 nucleotides long. NCBI's taxonomy places the organism in Eukaryota, Metazoa, Chordata, Actinopteri, Syngnathiformes, Syngnathidae. The record is from RefSeq and is a predicted model, not a curated record.